This is a messenger RNA of Perca fluviatilis (European perch), 3540 nucleotides long. It is a transcript of the gene slc51a, whose product is annotated as solute carrier family 51 subunit alpha. Gene Ontology annotation, biological process: transport. Bases 156 to 1130 code for a protein of 324 amino acids. The transcript has 8 exons. NCBI's taxonomy places the organism in Eukaryota, Metazoa, Chordata, Actinopteri, Perciformes, Percidae. Gene Ontology annotation, molecular function: transporter activity. The record is from RefSeq and is a predicted model, not a curated record.
GAGGCAGAUAUUUCUCUGUGGAAAGUUUGAGGACGUCUCGUUGGAUCUUUGGAGAGGAGAGACAGCGCAGCUGCAGACUUUAACGCACCGAGCGUGUUUGGAUGAGAUAGUGUGGAAAUUUCAUUUUAGUUAAAAAUCUACCGACAGCAGCCACCAUGGAUAGCGGAUCCAACCGAACUAUUGACCCAAGCUGCACGGAGAAACCCCCUCUCGCCAUCGACAUAAUCCUCAAGUUGGACAUCUUUGGCAUCGUCCUGUACUCGGUGCUGACCUUCAUGGCCACAGUGUCCAUGCUGCUCUUCAUAGAAGAGUGUAUCUACAUCUAUAAGAAAGUGCCCGCCAAUAAGAAGAGUGUAAUCAUUUGGGUGAAUGGGGCGGCACCGGUAAUUGGCACCAUGUCGUGUCUGGGUAUGUGGAUCCCCAGAGCCACCAUGUUUACUGAUAUGACCUCUGCCUGCUACUUUGCCAUUGUGGUGUUCAAGUUCCUGAUCUUGAUGCUCGAGGAGGUGGGUGGAGACGAGAUUUUCCUGAAGCGAGCAGGGAGACAUAAACUUAAGAUCAGCACGGGGCCGUGCUGCUGCUGCUGCCCCUGCCUGCCAUAUGUGGCCAUCACACGGCGCUCUCUCUUCCUGCUCAAGCUUGGCUCCUUCCAGUUUGCCCUCCUGAAGAUUGUCUUCACCAUCCUUUCCAUUGUCCUCUGGACCAACGAGACAUUUGACCUCGCCGAUUUGAGCAUUAAAGGAGCUGCUAUUUGGAUCAACCCAUUUGUGGGCAUCUUGACAAUCAUAGCUCUGUGGCCUGUAGCGAUCAUGUUCAUGCACCUGAGGAUUGCCCUGCGGACAAUCAAGAUCAUCCCCAAGUAUGCCAUGUACCAGCUGGUGCUGAUCUUGAGCCAGCUGCAAACAGCUAUCAUCAACAUCUUGGCUUUGAAUGGAACCAUCGCCUGCACUCCACCCUUCUCCUCUGCAGCCAGAGGAUACAUGAUGAGUCAGCAGCUUUUGAUCCUGGAGAUGUUUAUCAUCACGCUGGUAACACGUCUGCUGUACCGCCGACAGUAUGAACCUUUACCCGAAGAGGAACGUGACAUAAACGAAAAAACCAGGAUGGUUACAAUGCCUGGGUCUGCAUGAGAAGUGUGUGUGUGUGUGUGUGUGUGUGUGUGUGUGUGUGUGUGUGUGUGUGUGUGUGUGUGUGUGUGUGUGUGUGUGUGUGUGUGUGUGUGUGUGUGUGUGUUUGUGUGUGUGUGUGUGUGUGUGUGUGUGUGUGAUUUCUAUAUCCUGCAUAUAUUUGAUCAAAAGAUUAUAUAAGUCAAUAUGAAUAAAUGUAAUAAGAAUUAUAUGUAAAUGUAUUUUGUGUAUGUUCAUUUGGGGUCACAAAGGUGCAAACUUUACAAAACUGUUUGAUUGACUGUUCACACCAAUUACACACCUUAUCCAGAGGGAUCCAACAGUUAUGAUAGUUCCCAUUUUGUGUCAUUUCAAUUUGUUUCUACCAAAAAAGAGACCAUGCAUAUUUGGCAAUUAUUUGGUAACACUUUAUUUUACAGGUCCAUAAUUCUCUUGUAAUGUCCAAGGGAGUGUAUUGGGAAAAACUGUGAUUUGGUUUUAAUUACGAGGAAAACGGAGAAAAUGUUUGGUGAUAGUCAGUGUUCACUUGUUGAUUUGUUGAAUUUCCUUCAAGGAACUGCUCAAUUUCAACAUUGUUUUAUUAUUAAUUUAUUAGUAGAAAUUAGAUUUUCCAUACAUGUUAAAUAUGUCUGGUGGUAGACAAAUUUGAAAUUGUUUAGCUCUCCAAAUAAUUACCAAUUGAAGUACCAUAUUACUUUCCUAUAAGUUUACACUUGGAUGUCAGUUAAAUUCUAGAAAAUUACAAGAAAUAUUGGGACCUUAAAUAUAAAGUGGCACCGCUUAUUUAUAUACGCUGUGUUUUUGUGAGGCAUUAUUGCAUAAAUGAUGGUAAACUGUAUUUUUUUUGCAUUCUGUGUGACAACCGCUGGACCUUUACUGUCACUAUUAGCUUUUACAAUGUGAGCAUUUUAAACAUGCUCAGAUGAAAUGUCACUGUAUGAGUCUGUGGUGUCUUUUCUUACAGCUUUUUCAGUUUUCACAUCCAGCUGUCACACUGUAUUUUUGAUCUUGUGCCGCUAGGUGGCAGUAGACCAAAAUCGAGUGACAGCUGCCGUCAAACCGUGUGGGAUUGGAGCCUAAUUAUCAUCACCUGCCUGUUCUUACUGUAACAGGUGGUUGACACACAGUAGUCCAAUGAGAACUUUUGCAGCGCAUAAGUACGCCACACAUCACAUCCUUAUACAUGUGUACUCAUUGACUGUGUGUAAACCUAAUGCUGCAUGUAUUACAGUAACUGGCUGCAGAUAAACAUUUUAAUGUAAACGAUGUUGAUUGACACGCCCCCCUCCAAUUGGGUUGGUGCUGUGUCUCACUUCCUGGUUUUAAGCCAAUCACCGUAGUGCAUCAACAAGCCUGGGCCGGGCCAAGUGCGGUUGAGUCGAGACUUUCGAAUGUACGUGCUGUCCAAAAAUGUCAUGCCAGCAACGGUCUAUGCAUGCUAGUCCAAAUAUACCGGAAGUGUGAAGAUUUGUCCUUCAAAAUAAAAGGUAUUUUCCUGCUGUACAGAAAAUCUAAGAUGUCUGUAGUUUACUUUUAAGAGCGACAACGACCCUUCUGAGUUUAAUGUGCUCUUUUAAAAUAGUCAUUAAGCAUCGGUGUCCUUGAGUGCCGAGAAAGGCGCCUUUAAAUAAAAUAUAUUAUUAUUAUCAUCAUCAUCAGGUUAUGAGAACUUACUUACUUGUAAUGUGUCCUGGGUGAAACUUUAAAACCGUUUAAGCUGCAUUUAUUUACAAUAAAGGGUUAAAGGUUUCUCACUUUAUUAAAACUAAGUAAUCUGCAGGUAUAUACAUUAGUAAGUCAUUCAUAAAGGGUUCUUAUAGUAAUCCAUGAAGUCUGCAGUUGUGAAGUAGUUGCUAAUAAAUGCAGCUCUUUUCCACAAGGUCAGCGGUCAAAUUAAUAACGUGAGCAAUCUUUUCAUUAUGAACUAUUUAUUGAUUUAUUUAUUAUAUCAGGUGUUUUGCAUUUGGCUUGCACCUGUUGCUUCAUCUUUUACACUCUCUAUUUCAAGAAAUUAUAUAACAAAACUGUAUUAACUAUCACUAUUUGCAUUAUCAUUGUAAUAAAUUAACGGAACCCACUUUAUUUUAUUUUAUUACUUUUUAAAAACAUAUGUAUGUUUAUUGUACUUGUUUAUUAUACCAUACAUGCAUUUUUUUAAACGUUUGGCAUGUUAAUAUAUUGACAAAUUGUGUUACCCUUUUCUAGUAGACCUAUUGAUAAAUUGCCGUAAUUGUUUGUGAAUUAAAGUUUAGAGAUAAAAAUGCAUACAAAAUAAAGAAAGUGUUUGGAGGAUUAUCCAGCAAGAGACAUUUUCAAAACUUGGCAACCCAAACGUUUUUCUUAUAAUGGAUUAUAACAGAAAACUAUCAAUAACGUAUGUAACAUUAACAUUAAUAAAGCCAUUAUAGACAUA